UAACAUAUAUACGGAGUACUUUGUAUAACAUUAAUAUCAUCAAGAUUCAACAUGCAACAUCGUAUAAUUUGUUUGGUACUCUUAUACUACAUACUUUUUAUUUCAACACAUAUCUUAUUUGUUCAUGCAAACUUUCCCUUUUUUGGAUACGGGGUACAAUCUCGUACGAGACAAUAUCAUCGUCUUCCUCUAGGACUCGAUGCAUUUGGGCCUGAGGCUAUAGCAUUCGAUUGCAACGAUGAGGGUCCAUACGUAGGGGUGUCCGAUGGCCGGAUACUCAAGUGGGAAGGAACUAGUUGGAAUCUUUUUGCUGUAACCAGUUCCAAUAGGUCAAAUACGUGUGAUGGGACAAACAGUACACCGGUUGAACAAAAGUGUGGCAGACCAUUAGGUCUAAAGUUCAAUAUGAAAACAUGUGAACUGUACAUUGUCGAUUCUAGUUAUGGUUUGGUGAAGGUAGGCCGUGAUGGCGGUGUAGCCACUUCCCUUGCCACCGGUGUCCAAGGAAUUCCGUUUAUGUUUCUAAAUGACCUUGACAUCGACUCUGAAAGUGGAGCUAUUUAUUUUACAGAUACAAGUUCUACUUACCAUAGAUGGGAAUAUCUUGAGUCAAUAGCUACAUUUGAACAGAGUGGAAGAUUGAUAAAAUACGAUAUGAAUACAAAAGCCUUGACAGUUCUUCUUAGAGAUCUGUAUUUUGCAAAUGGGGUUGCGUUAAGCAAGAACAAGGAUUUUAUUCUAGUAGCUGAAACAAGUGCUUUUCGAGUAAUCAGGUAUUGGCUCAAUGGUCCUAAACUUGGAACUUCAGAGGUCUUUCUCAAAGUUGACGGACUACCAGAUAAUAUUAAUACAAAUUCUAAAGGUGAUUUUUGGAUUGCAAAAGUUCCAACUAAACCAAUUAAAGUUGAUGAAUAUGGAAAUAUAUUAGAAACUUUGGAUACAUUUCACAUAACAGAUUCAAGUGAUGUCUUUGAAUUCCAAGGUAAUUUAUGGAUAGGGGCUGUUGAUCAACCUUAUGUUAUUUACACCACAUGACUUCCUGUGGAAUUGUCGAUGCUUAUUUAGCCGUUAUGGACUUAUAAGCACACAUUUCAACCAGUGAAAAAGAGUAGCGUUUAAUCAUUGUGUAUCCUCAAAUAGAACAUUGGGGUUAUUAGAAUUCAUUUUAGCUGGAAUGCCAUUUGCUCAUGUUUAUUUUUGGAUACUUCAUGUAUUUAUAUUUUCAUACACGGUUUAUAGGUCAUACAUACUUCAAAUAUAUAUUCUACUCUAUAAAUAUUGUGUUGUUUAUCAUUUACUAUGGUAACUAAGUUUCACG
Molecule: messenger RNA, 1318 nt
Organism: Spinacia oleracea (spinach)
Lineage: Eukaryota; Viridiplantae; Streptophyta; Magnoliopsida; Caryophyllales; Amaranthaceae
Product: protein STRICTOSIDINE SYNTHASE-LIKE 10
Exons: 3
Coding region: 52-1035 (327 amino acids)
Cellular component (GO): endomembrane system
Molecular function (GO): hydrolase activity
Source: RefSeq, a predicted model, not a curated record